UUAUUGAGUCCUCUCUCAUUUGCUUAAAGCCCAAAGACAGCAUAGAAUAGGAGGUUAGUUCUCACUUCUCAUCAUUAUCAACACAACAAAGUAACAAGAGGAGAGAUUAUUGGGGAGGUAUCAAUCGAGAGAGAUCGCCGGAAAAUGGCAGCUACAAUCGGCGGCGAGAGAGACUGGAACUUGAAAGAGACAGAGCUGUGUCUUGGGCUUCCUGGUGGUGGUGGUGGUAAGAUUAUUAGUGACUGUGAUCAAAUCACAAAGUCUACCGGAAAGAGAGGGUUUUCGGAGACGGUUGACUUGAAGCUUAAGCUUCAAGAAUCCAAGGAAGAUGUAUUGGAUCUGAAUGAGAAGAACAAGAAUGGUAAUUCAAAGGACAAAUCCCACAUCAAGGACCCUUCAAAGCCUCCAGCCAAGACACAGGUUGUGGGUUGGCCACCAGUGAGAUCUUACCGGAAGAACAUUAUGGCUCAGAAGAACACUACUAGUGAUCAGGAGACUAGUCAUGAGAAGGCAGCAUUUGUGAAGGUUUCAAUGGAUGGUGCACCAUAUCUUCGCAAAGUGGACUUGAAAAUGUACAAAAGCUACCAAGAGCUCUCUGAUGCCUUGGCCAAGAUGUUCAGUUCCUUCACUAUGAGUAAUUAUGGGGCACAAGGAAUGAUAGAUUUUAUGAAUGAGAGGAAGCUGAUGGAUCUUCUCAACAGCAGUGAUUAUGUGCCAAGCUAUGAAGAUAAGGAUGGUGACUGGAUGCUUGUUGGUGAUGUUCCAUGGGAGAUGUUUGUUGAUUCAUGCAAGCGCUUGCGCAUUAUGAAAGGAUCAGAAGCAAUUGGACUUGCCCCAAGAGCCAUGGAGAAAUGCAAGAGCCGAGACUGAAUUGAAACAUAUAUAUACAUAUAUAUGUAUGUAUGUAUGUAUUAAUUAGAUCAACUUGCUGUGUCCUUGAUAAAUAUUGUGUCCACAAAGCCUGAAAAUAUUGUGGAAGAUCAAGCAAGAGAGUGUUCUUUAAUUGAAUGUGUUUUGUGUAUUUGUUUUGGUAUGAUGAUCGUAUAUAUAUAUAUAUAAUUCAUAGAUCUGGGCAUUUGUAAUGGACAAGAAGCAAUAAACCUUAGCU
Molecule: messenger RNA, 1108 nt
Organism: Tripterygium wilfordii
Lineage: Eukaryota; Viridiplantae; Streptophyta; Magnoliopsida; Celastrales; Celastraceae
Product: auxin-responsive protein IAA14-like
Exons: 5
Coding region: 145-870 (241 amino acids)
Biological process (GO): regulation of DNA-templated transcription
Cellular component (GO): nucleus
Molecular function (GO): protein binding
Source: RefSeq, a predicted model, not a curated record